GGUAUGGGUUGGGUUUCCCCACCCCUGCUUUUGCUGGGCCUCCUUCUGCAAAAGUGUAGGGAUUUUGCUUGGUUGUUACCUUUGCACCUGUCCUUAUUUACAUGCAAAAUCAAUUGCUUCACUCGGUCUUUCCGAAGUACAGGGUGUGGGCAGAAUCUUAUCUGAAGCCAUGUCCUGUUUGGACAAGUUGGACUUGCCUUGGCAACUCUCCAUUGGGUGGAGCAGAUGGGUGGAGGCAGGAAAGUAAAAUUGGGUGGCUUGUUAGCUGAGAGAGGAGAGAGGGCGGAUUGUUUGCUCACUGGAUCAUUAUAUUUAAUCUGAAACUAAAUAAUUAACUUCUUUCCCAUUUACAAAACAUUUUGAUACAAAAUAACUAAUUUAUAAGGGGCAAAGACUUAGAAAUACUCCGUGGACUUCCCCCCCCCCCCCUUUCAAAACAACUAGAGAAGACGGAGAUAGGUGAAAACCCUCAAGUGAUAUGAAAACGGGACGCAUUUCCAGGCCAAACACCAGAGCACCCUAGGAAGUUUAACUAAAAGAAUGCUCAUGUUUGACCCCGUCCCUGUCAAGCAAGAGGCCAUGGACCCUGUCUCGGUGUCAUACCCAUCUAAUUACAUGGAGUCCAUAAAGUCCAGCAAGUACGGAGUCAUCUACUCCCCGCCAUUAUCCGAUAAGUUCUUCCAGACCUCGGAAGUCCUGUCCCACGGGAUGCAGAUGGAGCCGGUGGACCUCACCGUGAACAAGCGCAGCUCUCCGCCCUCGGCUGGGAGUUCUCCUUCCUCGCUGAAGUUCCAGUCCUCGCACCGGAGAGCCUCCCCCGGACUGAGCAUGCCGUCGUCCAGCCCGCCAAUGAAGAAGUACUCACCGCCGCCCCCGGGGGUGCAGCCCUUCAGCAUGCCGCUGUCCAUGCCGCCGGUGAUGGCCGCCGCCCUGUCCCGGCACGGCAUCCGGAGCCCGGGGAUACUGCCGGUCAUACAGCCCGUCGUGGUGCAGCCCGUCCCCUUCAUGUACACAAGCCACCUCCAGCAGCCGCUCAUGGUGUCCUUGUCCGAUGAGAUGGAAAAUUCAAAUAGUAGCAUGCAAGUACCUGUAAUUGAAUCAUAUGAGAAGCCUAUAUUACAGAAAAAAAUUAAAGUAGAACCUGGGAUUGAACCACAGAGGACAGAUUAUUAUCCUGAAGAAAUGUCACCCCCUUUAAUGAACUCAGUGUCCCCCCCGCAAGCCUUGUUGCAAGAGAAUCACCCUUCAGUCAUAGUGCAGCCUGGGAAGAGACCUAUACCUGUGGAAUCUCCAGACACCCAAAGGAAGCGGAGGAUACACAGAUGUGACUAUGACGGAUGCAACAAAGUGUACACUAAAAGCUCUCACUUGAAAGCACACAGAAGAACACAUACAGGAGAAAAACCCUACAAAUGUACAUGGGAAGGAUGCACAUGGAAGUUUGCUCGGUCUGAUGAACUAACAAGACAUUUUCGAAAGCACACUGGAAUCAAACCUUUCCAGUGCCCGGACUGUGACCGCAGCUUCUCCCGCUCUGACCACCUCGCCCUCCACAGGAAGCGCCACAUGCUAGUUUGAAUGUCUCCGCCUCCCGCCUCAGCGCGUGCGGCUCCCCACUCACCCCGCUCUCUCUGUCCUCCCUCCCAUUGUCUUAACUCAUUUUUUACAUGUACAUUUUAAUUUUGAUUCAGCUGGUCUGAAUCUCUGAAUUUAUAUCAUUCAAACUUCCAUAUGGUCAGUAGUAAAUAUUCUAAUCUUCCCUCUCCUUACCACGGGUCAGACCUAAAGAAUGUGAACACUUUUUUUUUUUUUCCGGGGAUGCUAAGCAAACCCUUCUUACAGAUACGUUUAAUGUAAUGAGAACAAGGGAACAUGUAAACUAACAGAACCAAUUGUCGGUUUGUCACUGUUUUCCUCAAAAGAAGUAAAUGUAUUAGAAAUA
Messenger RNA from Pteronotus mesoamericanus, 1942 nucleotides. It is a transcript of the gene KLF3, whose product is annotated as KLF transcription factor 3. Lineage: Eukaryota; Metazoa; Chordata; Mammalia; Chiroptera; Mormoopidae. Gene Ontology annotation, molecular function: DNA-binding transcription factor activity, RNA polymerase II-specific; RNA polymerase II cis-regulatory region sequence-specific DNA binding. The coding region runs from base 541 to 1578 and encodes 345 amino acids. The transcript has 6 exons. The record is from RefSeq and is a predicted model, not a curated record. Gene Ontology annotation, biological process: regulation of transcription by RNA polymerase II.